Molecule: messenger RNA, 1126 nt
Organism: Leptopilina heterotoma
Lineage: Eukaryota; Metazoa; Arthropoda; Insecta; Hymenoptera; Figitidae
Exons: 2
Coding region: 1-1041 (346 amino acids)
Source: RefSeq, a predicted model, not a curated record
AUGGACGUGACUAAAUGUCUUCCCCAAGAUGCAAUGCAUUUAUUUCCUGAAGGUGUGACGGAAGUAACCACCAGAGCUAUUCUUUGGUAUUUUAUUAUUGAGAAAGAACUUUUAUCUGUGGAACAAUUAAAUAAAAAGAUGGAAAAUUUUAAGUUUGGUCAUUUCAAAAACAACAAACCUGGGGUAAUUCUACGUGACCACCUCAGAAGGGAUAUGAAGUUGAAGCAAAGUGCAUCGCAAACAUUGGCUCUUGCUCAUAGCCUACCGUUUUUAUUGAAUGAAUGGAUUAUAGAAGACAACAUUGAACAUUUGGAGCAUAUUUUACUUCAUCGUUUAUUUCCGGAAUGGCUUGUACCAAAGUUUCAUUUUAUAACGCACUUGCCUCAGUAUAUACGAAUGUUUGGUCCUGCUCGUCAGCAGUGGUGUUUUGGAUUUGAAAGAGAACACGGAUACUUCAAGCAGCUAGUGCCGGUAGUUCGAAGUUUUAAAAACAUGUCCUUGACAUUGUGUUAUCGACAUCAAGCGCGACUUUGUUUUCAACUCGCUACAUUCCGUGGAAGAGAAUCCAAAAAAUUCUUAUAUCAGGGAGAUGAAAUCACUAUCGGUCAAAGAGUGCUAUUGAGAAAUUUGCCGCAUAUGGAAUUACUUUUCGAUUUUAUUCCACAGGAUGAAAUAGAAACUUUUAAUAUUUCUCGCUGUCUUCGAGUGAAAUCGCAUGGAACAAAAUAUAAAGAAGGAUCAAUUAUUUUGUUAGAAUGCGAAGAAAAUUCACUCCCCAUAUUUGGAGUGAUUAAAGAAAUCUUUGUUAUCGACGACAUAAUAUUGUUUUGUUACAUUAAAUUAGAUACGAUACACUACAAGGAAACUUUAAAUAGUUACAAAAUUAAUAAACCUUGUAUUAUCUCUCAAAAUGUAAUUAGGCUAAAGGAUCUAAUAUAUUUCCACAUCCGAUUCCUGAAUUUAAAUUUGAAAACAGCAAAUAUGUCUUUUUACUCGAUCACGAACGUACAGAAUUUUACGGAUGAUAUACUUAUAUUGUAAAUUAAAUAUAAAAGCCUAAAUUGUACACAUUUUAUUAAGAAAACUUAAUAUUGUUUAGAUCAAUAAAAUAUACUUUAACUAUUUA